GAGGCUCUUGGAAAACUCCAGCUCCUAGUCAGCUCUUCCAUGAGUACACCCUGGCCCUGGGGCCUGAGAUCUCUCCAUGCAGGAGCAGCCACAAACUCCGGAGGUGGCGGCAUCGCCGGCCACACCACCCACCCCACCGCCUCCUGCCCCGCCGCCCAGCCAGCCACUGGUCCCUUCACUGCCAGUGUUUGUGGACCAUGCAAAACAACCAAGCAAGGAACUCAUUAAGCCCAAAGCGAUUUUAGGGCGUCCAGUAGCAAGACCUACAGAGGCUCCUGCCGCUGAUGCUGCUGGUACUGCUGCUGCAGAGUGCCCGGGAUCGGGUGCCAGGGAAGUCGGAGUCAAAAAUCACCGCUGUCAGCGGAUCCGAGCCAGUCGAGAAGCGGGCUCACAGUUUGCCAUGGAGGGCUUGGAUGAUAAACUGAUCCUGAACGUGGGGGGCAUGCGCCACGAGACCUACAUCAGCACUCUGCGGGCCUUUCCAGGUACCCGCCUCUACAAGCUGACCGAACCACCCCCGCCUGGCACCACAGCUGCUCAGGGUCCACCAGUCCGAGAGUUUUUCUUUGACCGCAAUCCUGAGCUCUUUAGCUAUGUCCUGGGCUACUACCGUACUCGGCAACUGCACUGCCCUGCUGAUGUUUGUCGGGAGGUCCUAGAGGAGGAGUUGGCUUAUUGGGGCCUGGCUGAAGCACCGUUGGCACCUUGCUGCUGGCUCAAGCUAAGUGGCAGAGAGACCCGUACCCAGGAUUUCCUGUCCUGGGAGGCCUGUGAAAACGCCUACAUGGAUGAACGCCAUCUUCUGAACCCUAUCGAAGGCCAGGGAUUGCAGAAUGCUUGGAAGCCAUGGCUCUGGGUGCUUCUUGAUCAACCCCGGUCUUCCCUAGGGGCCAAGUGCCUUUCCCUGAUCUCCACAAUCUUUGCUGUGUGUGCAUUGGUCAUCUUCUUCCAGGAGACGGAGGUCCAGCUGGAUUACUUCACUGCCAACUUCACUCCUAUGGGACAUGGGGUGGGGGUAGGAGGAAAAUACCAGCAGCAGCAGAACAACGGUCUUGUUUACCGCCGUGCCCCUCACCUGCUCUACCUGGAACUGCUCUGUGCCCUUUGGUUUGGAACUGAGCUCUUUGCCCGGGCCAUUUCCUGCCCUGAUAAAGUGCGCUUCCUGUGCAGCCCUCUCAACCUGGCUGACAUUUUCUGUUUGUUCCCUGUGCUGGUGGAAUUGGUGGUGGGUGAUAAGGCUGAAAGGCAACCCAGUCUUAGCCUCACCCUUGGGGCCAUUCGUUCUCUCUAUGUCCUCAAAUUGGUUCGUCUCUUGGGCUUUCUUGAAAAGUCCCUGGCCUUAAGAGUGCUGGUUCAUACCCUCCAUUCGUCCUGGAAAGAAGUGUGUGCCUUUAUCCUGAUUUGGGUGGCUGAAAUCUUAUUCUUUGGCUCCCUCUUCCUCUAUGGAGAGCUCUUGGGCAUGUCCACUCCAAGUCAGGGUGAGCUCCACUUUGGAGACAUCUUUACAUGUCUCUGGUGGACUGUUAUAACUCUCACCACUGUUGGCUAUGGAGAUGUCUACCCUCUCUCUGCUCUGGGUCAGCUUACUGCUGCUGUCACAGCCACAGUGGGCAUGUGCACUGGUGUCUUGUUGGUGCCCGUGCUCUUGGUCCGCUUCCAGCGCUAUUAUGCUGUAGCCCUGGCUCGCCAGAAACUAGGGCCCAGUGGGAUCGUAUAAUGGGCCAUUGGUCAAAGGGGAUGGGCCCUACCUUCCCUUCCUUCUUCUUGCCAGUUUCUAAUUAUAGAUAUGGAUUUCUGGCUUUGGAUUUGGCAAAGAAUCCUUCAAGAGUAGCCCCAGAUCAUGGUAAUUCCCACCAAUCAGGAUCAGCUAACCAUGGCUUGUAGGUAAGACUCUUCUUCCUUAUCAAGGCAGCACCCUGGAGGAAGGGCCGCAGUGUCCCCCUGCCCCACCUUGGGCCCUUCUCUUAAUCCCAGAAUGACCAGGAAGGAUAGAAGUUAGUUCAUCCUAGAUUGGUGCUAUAUCCUGUUCAACCAGCUGUCUCUUCUCAGUCUUUCAUCCUGGCCCCCCAAGUGGACCCUAGUCCAGACAGGGAACUUCUGGGUGAUGGUAGCCAUAGAGUAUCAGCAUUGGUUGCUUAUGAGUAUCAAUGAUAAUUGACAAUCAAUGAUGAUUGCCUGUGAAUAUCUGACAGCACCUGCUUGUAGGUAUUGAUGACAAUUGGUACCUUCAGUGCCCAGGUAUAGCCUAAUUGUAGCAUUGUUCUCCUACUGCUCCUGGGACAAAAGCUCCUUAUAGGUAUAAGGAGGCCUUUGAAUGUUCUCGGAGACUCCAAGCAAAUUUGGGUCAUCCAUGUCUAAACCUGAAUCACUCUAACUCCAUGACUUCUUCAUCCCAUUAUAU
Castor canadensis (American beaver) is the source of this 2401-nucleotide messenger RNA. Its product is annotated as voltage-gated potassium channel KCNC1-like. The record is from RefSeq and is a predicted model, not a curated record. Lineage: Eukaryota; Metazoa; Chordata; Mammalia; Rodentia; Castoridae. Gene Ontology annotation, cellular component: postsynaptic membrane; presynaptic membrane; axon terminus. Gene Ontology annotation, biological process: potassium ion transmembrane transport; action potential; protein homooligomerization. Gene Ontology annotation, molecular function: protein binding; delayed rectifier potassium channel activity.